AUGAGAAUUGAUCCAUCCAUCCUCUCAACACCAUUUGCUGGUAUUCGUGAUGUCAGUUACUUCAAAGGAGAAGAAGAAAUUCUCUUCUCCAUGCAUUCCACUUUUCGUAUUGGACCAAUGAAACAAAUCGACAGAAAUAAUCGUCUUUGGCAAGUCGAUUUAACGUUGACCAGUGAUAAUGACCCGGAUUUAUAUGCGCUUACUGAACGAAUGCGAGAAGAGACCGAGGAAUCGACAGGAUGGCUUCGACUAGGGAAAUUGAUGGUAAAACUAGCACAAUAUAACGAAGCUGAAGAUUUAUACGAAACAUUGCUUGCUCGAAGAAUGGAUAAUGAUGAGAGAGGAAAUAUAUUUUAUCAGCUCGGAGUGAUCAAGUGUUAUCUCGGAGAAUAUGCAAGCGCACUUACAUUUUAUGGAAAAUCGCUGAAAACUCGCCAAAAUAAUCUUUCAUCACAACACCCUGACGUAGCAGACUGUUACAACGCCAUUGGUAUCGUGCAUUACAUGGUGGGUGAUUAUUAUAAUGCACUUUCACAUUAUCAAAUAGCAAUGAAAAUCUAUCGAAAAAAUCUUCCUUCAAAUCGUCCAGAAUUGGCUACUUCCUACAACAACAUUGGUUUGGUGUACGAUAACAUGGGUGACUAUUCGAAUGCACUUUCAUAUUAUCAAAAAGCAGUACAAAUCCGUCAAAAAGUUCUUCCUUCCAAUCAUCCUGAUUUGGCCACUUCUUACAUUUGUUAUGGUUCGGUGUGCUACAAAAUGGGUGAUUAUUCCAGUUCAAUUUCAUAUCAUCAAAAAGCGUUGGAAAUCUACCAAAAAACUCUUCCUCCAAAUCAUCCUGAUUUGGCUACUUGUUACAUUUGUCAUGGUUCGGUUUAUGAAAAGAUGAGUGACUACAUGAAUUCACUUUUAUAUUAUCGAAAGGCACUGGAAAUCUACCAAAAAACUCUUCCUUCAGAUCAUCCUCAUUUGGCUACUACUUACAACAACAUUGGUGUAGUGUAUUACAACAUGGAUGACUAUUCGAAUGCACUUUCAUACCAACAAAAAGCAUUGGAAAUCUACCAAAAAAUUUUUCCUUCGAAUCAUCCUGAUUUGGCUCAAUCCUACAGCACCAUUAGUACAGUAUAUUUAAACUUGGGUGAUUCUUCGAAUGCACUUUUAUAUUAUCAAAAAGCAGUAGAAACCAAUCGAAAACUUCUUCCUUCAAAUCACCCUCAUUAG
Molecule: messenger RNA, 1224 nt
Organism: Rotaria sp. Silwood1
Lineage: Eukaryota; Metazoa; Rotifera; Eurotatoria; Philodinida; Philodinidae
Source: the annotation of a GenBank genome assembly